Molecule: messenger RNA, 2724 nt
Organism: Lytechinus pictus (painted urchin)
Lineage: Eukaryota; Metazoa; Echinodermata; Echinoidea; Temnopleuroida; Toxopneustidae
Product: cytochrome P450 2C15-like
Exons: 6
Coding region: 272-1798 (508 amino acids)
Biological process (GO): xenobiotic metabolic process
Cellular component (GO): cytoplasm; intracellular membrane-bounded organelle
Molecular function (GO): heme binding; oxidoreductase activity, acting on paired donors, with incorporation or reduction of molecular oxygen, reduced flavin or flavoprotein as one donor, and incorporation of one atom of oxygen; steroid hydroxylase activity
Source: RefSeq, a predicted model, not a curated record
AGUGUAAGUUAGUUCAAAGUCGACCACGAUGAAUGUUUUUUUUAUGUUCACAGUUAUAUUUGUUCAUUGUGACAUAGAAAAAAAACACCAGGGAUAUUGAUUUGGGAGAAUACAAAAAGGUAUUGAUCCAAAGUCUAGUGUCACAAUACGCACACUUCCUGGUCAUAUGCGAUUGUAUUAUGCCCACACAGCCAGUUUCAUUUGAUCGUCUCCUUUCACAAAAAUCUUUGAACGCGAGUAGGUGCCAUUAUUGUGUGAACUGCUAUUAACCAUGGCUUCAAUUCUGGAUGUUAUCAUGUACAUCGGUAUAGGAAACCUACUGGCCGCCAUCUCUUUAUGUCUUCUCAUCUUCUGGUAUAUCCGCACCAACUACUUGACCUCAUUCUAUUACCGUCUUCCUCCUGGACCCCCGGCCAUUCCUCAUCCUUUCGAUGGUCUCAUGGCAUUGUUCCCUGUUAAGGAUAGGUUUGGACGUUUGGUGCAACUCAAUAAGAGAUAUGGUGACAUUGUUUGUCUCCAGCUUGGCUCCAAAAUCAUGACCAUGAUUUCCAGCCCAGGUCUGAUUAAAGAACUUCUGGUCAAACAAGCCGAUGUUACUUCUAACAGACUACCACCUCCGUUCUUUACUCAUGUCAUAGAUUAUACAGGGGGCAUCAUAUUCACUGACGGGGAACCGUGGCAAGAACUCCGUAGAUUUAGUCUCUCUGCUCUCCGGAACUUCGGCAUGGGUCGGAAAGGCAUCGAGUCACGGAUACAGGAAGAGGCACACACCCUCUGUAAUGCGUUUUCCCAACAAUCGGGAGAAGCGUUCGACGCUAUGCAUUUUACCAAUGCAGCCGUAUCCAACAUCAUCUGCAGUAUCACCUUCGGCAGGCGAUUGGAGUAUGAUGAUCCUGUCUUCAUUGACAUGAUCCAGAGACUUAGAAACCUUACAGGAGGAAUGGGGAUAACCCCUAUCAUUCGUGAGCUCAUUGGAAGAUUCCCCAUUCUCCUCAAGACUCCUAUAUUAAAGAUGCCCAAAGAAAACAUAUUGGGCAUAAAGAACUUCAUCAACGCAGAGGUGAGAGAACACGUUGAGAGCUACGACUCUACAGACAUCCGGGACAUCAUUGAUAUGUACCUGGCAGAAGCAGAUCGAUUGGAGGAAAUCAAGGCCACCAAACCGUACCUAACUAAAGACGACAUCUGGAUGUGUGUUUUCGAUCUGUUCUUCGCAGGAACCGAGACGACAUCUUCGUCAUUACUUUGGUUUAUUCUCGUUAUGGCAAGCAAACCCGAUGUACAAGAUAAGGUGAUGAGUGAGAUCGAUCGUGUCGUAGGUCGGGAGAGGGCGCCGUGCUUCGACGAUCGCAAGGACCUGCCGUAUGUCGACGCAACUAUAACAGAGGUCCUCCGGUUUCGACCUGUUGCGCCGGUUGGCGUGGGACAUGUGACCGCCAAAGACGUCAAAAUCAGGGAAUACACCAUUCCAAAACAUACAGAGAUUUUUAUCAAUAUCCUUGCUAUUCACCUGGAUCCAAAUCUAUGGGACAAACCAGAGGAGUUUGACCCUGAACGUUUCCUGGGGGAAGAUGGGAAGAUUGUUCUCAAACAGGAUGCAUUCACUGUAUUCGGAGCAGGUCGACGUGUGUGCCUUGGGGAACAACUGGCCCGGAUGGAAUUUUUCCUCUUCGCGACAACCCUCAUGCAGCGAUUUCGAUUUCAAUUACCUGAAGGCGAUUCAGCUGACUUUGGCUUUGAACAUUGUCUUGGUACCAUUGCACCCAAGAGAUAUAAAGUCUUGGCCCAUGAACGAUAGUUCUAUAGUUUUUUUUUAUUUUUUAUCUUUACAAAGACUCUUGUGCAAUUGUGGCAGUUCGUAUUUCUCCGUUUCCUCAUGGGGUAAAAGCCCCCUCACACCUGACCGAAUGUAGGCAGACGAAGGGUGACAAAUGGGGAAAAUACACGCGAAUUCAACGAAUUUAAAUAAAAUUUCCGUCAAAUCUUGCGAUCAGUAUCUAUUGUCAAAUUUUAUCAACGAACGGUAAGCGAAGGAUAAAUAUGACAUGCAAAGGAUGUCGAUUUUCAGUCACCUCUUUGAGUAAAUUGCAGCAGAAUGCGAGCGAAGGGAUUGAUAUAACCCAAUAAGACGAACGAACAGUGAGCAAUGGUUUGUUAUGGCGUGCGAUUAGAAACGAAGACGAGGGAAUAGAUCGGGCGUUCUUGUACGUUUGUGUCAUCGUGUUGCUUCGUUAAGGGUUCUUUCGAGAUCGGUCCACUUUGGCAAAAGCGCGAUGAGGGACUAUGCGCGUCAAUAACACACGAGCGAUAAACGAACGAUUACCGCAGACUAAAUAAGAGAUGCGAAUUCAAACAGAUCGUCGGCGGUCUUCCGAACCGUCGUAUCACACAUACGACGGUGCAAACCCAUUUCAGAGAAAAUCGACUUCAAAGUUUACUCUAAUUUUCACACUUAGUUCCCCAGCCUUACAGCAUAUUCAUUGCUAGAAAAAUACAUGGUUGGAAAGACCAAGACAAUUGCUUGACGAUGGUAUCCUUAUUUUUACACAAAAGUAAGGAUCAGAUAAAAUAUCGCAAAAGAGCUACAUGCUUGUAAUUUCGGUUCGAGCGGUUUAGAUUUCUCCCGUACAAAAACGCCAUAGGGAAUACAACCCUGACCGCGAUUUCAAUGCGCGCGGUCAGUCAAAACGUCGUAUCGCUUUUCACGUGCAAAGUCAAUGCAGU